Molecule: messenger RNA, 1920 nt
Organism: Prunus armeniaca (apricot)
Lineage: Eukaryota; Viridiplantae; Streptophyta; Magnoliopsida; Rosales; Rosaceae
Source: the annotation of a GenBank genome assembly
AUGCAGUCACCUUGUAUGAAAGAGGUCUCAGAAGUCUGCCUUAGCAGCUGCUGCCCCGCCCCCUUGUUUAAGUUGUCGGCGCAUCACGAUGCCAUGUCCAAGUCCAGAAGCACUUCUGCAGCUUGCCGCCGUGACUUUGCAGCCACGACUUCAGCAUCCAUCUUCCCAAACACCCAGUUCACCAACCAUGAGUCUCUCCCGUCAUUGCAAGAGUCUUUCUCUGACUUCACCAAAGUUUAUCCUCGAUACCAGGAGACUGCCCAAGUGGACCAAAUAAGAGCUCAAGAAUACUACCAUCUCUCACAGUCAAACCACACCUGCCUUGACUAUAUUGGCAUCGGCCUCUUCUCCUCUUCCCAGCUGCACAAACAGGAAUCUUCUUCCCAACUGAAUUCAGAUUUCCCCUUCUUUAGUAUAUCCUACAAGACGGGGAAUCUGAAGACACAGCUACUUCAUGGCGGCCAAGAAUCAGAACUGGAAUCUGUAAUGAGAAAUAGAAUCAUGGAUUUUCUUAAUAUUUCUGCAAAUGAUUACAGCAUGGUUUUCACCGCCAACAGAACAUCAGCUUUUAAACUUGUGGCAGAAUCUUACCCGUACAAGACUAGUAGAAAGCUUCUGACAGUUUAUGACUACGAGAGUGAGGCAGUAGAAGGAUUGAUUAAUAGCUCAGAAAAGAGAGGAGCCAAAGUCAUGUCAGCAGAGUUUUCAUGGCCGAGGCUGAGGAUUCAGUCGGCGAAGUUGAGGAAGAUGGUUGUGAGUAAGAGGAAGAAGAAAAAGAAAAGGGGUCUUUUUGUCUUUCCAGUGCAUUCUAGGAUAACUGGUUCCAGAUAUCCUUAUGUAUGGAUGACCAUGGCUCAGGAAAAUGGGUGGCAUGUCUUAGUUGAUGCUUGUGCAUUGGGGCCAAAGGAUAUGGAUAGCUUUGGCCUCUCUCUCUUUCAACCAGAUUUCCUCAUUUCUUCUUUCUACAAGAUUUAUGGGGAAAACCCAUCUGGCUUUGCAUGUCUAUUUGUCAAGAAAUCUGCUAUUUCAUAUCUAGAAUCUUCUACAUGUACAGGAAUUGUAAAUCUUGUCCCAGCAAAGAAAUUGCUUCAGAUAGCAGGGGAUUCUUCUGGUACCGACACAGAGCUUGAACAGAUAUCUAGACUUGGCUUGCAACUAGAUGCAUUGGGCACAGCAAGUUCUUUCUCUGGUCUGAUAUCCAAUCACACAACACAGACAAGAAGAUUGGAAAGAGAAGGCUAUGAGAGUGCAGAAGAAGGUGCAAACCGGACAGGACUAGAAACUUCAGAGAUAUGGGAAUCAGAGACACAUGCCAAUUUAAUAAAGGAUAAAAAUUCCAGAAGCAGCAGAAAUGGGGACAGCCUAGAGGUUGUAUGCAGGGGCUUGGAUCAAGUGGAUUCACUGGGGCUAAUGAUGAUCACUAACAGGGCAAGGUACCUCAUCAAUUGGCUGGUGAGCUCACUGAGAAAGCUUAAACAUCCUAACACAGAGGGAUUUCCUUUGGUCAAAAUAUACGGGCCAAAGAUCAAAUUUGACAGGGGACCAGCUCUGGCAUUCAAUGUAUUUGAUUGGAAAGGAGAAAAGGUUGAGCCUGUCCUUGUACAGAAACUUGCUGAUAGAAACAAUAUUUCUCUUAGCUAUGGAUUCUUACAUCAUAUCUGGUUCUCGGAUAAGUAUGCAGAAGAGAAAGGGAGAAUCCUAGAGAGAAGAGAAGGUGGAGUGAAAGGAAUGGAUGCAAACAAGUUGAAGGCCAAAUCUGAUCUAGGAAUAUCCGUGGUUACAGCUGCACUUGGAUUCCUAGCCAGUUUUGAAGACACAUACAGGCUUUGGGCUUUUGUUGCACAGUUCCUGGAUGCAGACUUUGUGGAGAAGGAGAGAUGGAGAUAUACAGCUCUUAAUCAGAAAACCAUUGAAGUUUAA